GUGGUGGGCACCUAUAAUCCCAGCUACUCGGGGAGGCUGAGGCAGGGGAAUUGCUUGAACCCAGGAGGCAGAGGUGCAGUGAGCCGAGAUCCCGCCACUGCACCUACAGCCUGGGCUCUGGCAGGAGACGCUGCCAAAAAAAACCCCAAAAAAACAAAAAGAACAAAACAACAACAACAAAAAAAAACAAACAAACCAGCAGGCUCGGAGUGGGACAGCACCGAUUGUUUUAGGAAAACGGCAGACAAACCAGACAUGGGGGGAAUCGCCAGCUUCGAUAGGACCAAGCUGAAGAAAACGGAGACGCAGGGGAAGAACACCCUGCCGACCAAAGAGACCACUGGGCAGAAGCGGAGUGGAAUUUCCUAAAAGCCCGGAGGAUUUCCUGCCCUCGUCAUCCUCGAGACCCCAGUCGUGGUGUGAAGAAGAACGACCUGCAAGAUGGACACGAGCCACAAGCUGCACUGUGAACCUGGGCAUUCCGCGCCGAUGCCACCGGCCUGUGGGUCUCUGAAGGACCACCCCCAAUCGGACUGCCAAAUUCUCCGGUUUGCCCCAGGACAUUAUAGAAAAUUAUUUCUAUGAAUAAUGAAAAUAAAACACACCUCGUAGCCGAAAAAAAAAAAAAAAACAAAAAAA
Messenger RNA from Symphalangus syndactylus (siamang), 639 nucleotides. RefSeq names its product thymosin beta-10-like. Lineage: Eukaryota; Metazoa; Chordata; Mammalia; Primates; Hylobatidae. Gene Ontology annotation, molecular function: actin monomer binding. Gene Ontology annotation, cellular component: cytoplasm. The record is from RefSeq and is a predicted model, not a curated record. Gene Ontology annotation, biological process: actin filament organization; regulation of cell migration.